Messenger RNA from Branchiostoma floridae (Florida lancelet), 2591 nucleotides. RefSeq names its product exonuclease 3'-5' domain-containing protein 2-like. Gene Ontology annotation, biological process: nucleobase-containing compound metabolic process. Bases 106 to 2025 code for a protein of 639 amino acids. Gene Ontology annotation, molecular function: nucleic acid binding; 3'-5' exonuclease activity. Gene Ontology annotation, cellular component: nucleus; cytoplasm. The transcript has a single exon. Lineage: Eukaryota; Metazoa; Chordata; Leptocardii; Amphioxiformes; Branchiostomatidae. The record is from RefSeq and is a predicted model, not a curated record.
CAUGUCGCAACCUUACUGUAACUGCACGAUCGAAGCCGUAUUUUCGGUCGUUUUAAGCCAUCUGCUCGCCAUAUUUUGGGACCAGUGUGUGCCUGAGAGUUCACAAUGAUCCACCCAAUGGUGCUGAUGACCACUUCCCUCACGAUCUGUGGGUGGGUGAUGUCGUGUUUGGAGCACUACCACAGAGACAGGCGGAAAACCUUCCUACAGAGAGACCCAGCCGGUACCAGGAUCACUGUGGUGGACUCUCAGACGAGCUGUGAGGACGUGUGCGGCAGGUUAGUGGAUGAAGAAGCGCUGGGGGAGCUUCAGGUGCUCGGGUUUGACUGUGAGUGGGUGACCAGGGGCGGCACAACUCGCCCCGUGUCGUUGCUACAGCUCGCCUCGAGGACGGGAGAGUGUGGUCUCUUCCGGGUCUGUCGUCUGAACGAUGGGACCAUCCCGCGGUGUGUGAGGGACUUGCUUGCCAAUAAAAACGUGUUGAAAGUCGGCGUAGCCUGUUGGGAGGACAGCCGGCGGCUAGAGAGAGACUAUGGCAUUACUGUGCGCGGCUGUGUGGACCUCAGACACCUGGCUAUCAGACACAAGUCUCUACAGAGCGGUAAACUUGGUCUACAGGCACUCGCCGAGCAGGUACUUGGAGUCAAGAUGGACAAGAGUCGAACCGUGAGAUGCAGCAAUUGGGAAGCCUCAAAGCUGAGCGAGGAACAGAUCACAUACGCCGCAAACGAUGCCCUUGUAUCGGUGGACAUCUUCACCACCUUUCUGGAGUGGAAGUUACAACAAAAUGACAAGUCCGAGAAAAACCUGCGAUCUGCUGUGAAGGCGAUGUGCCAAGGCCUGGUGGACGUUCCCUUUUCUGACUCUCACAGGGGAGGGAGAAAGAGAACUGCUCGGAAUAACAAAACACGUCCGCUACAGCAUCAAAACGAGGGGAGUUUUGACAACGAAGAGGUCGGUGUCAGACAAAAUAAGGAGCUCCUUGGACAAAAUCACAAUGCAGGGUCCUUUAGUAAUGGAGAGGUACCGCAGAAUCACAACGAAGGGUCCUUUAGUAAUGUAGAGGCACCGCAACAUCAAGAGAACAAAGCCCCGACACCCAGGAAAGUGAAGGGGUACACCGUCCGGCGGUCUCCUUUCUACCACAACUGUCAGUUACUGGCGCCUGACGGCACCCUCCUCAGUACCAUCGACCGGAAGAAGGUGCAGUGGUACCUCCAGAAGGAGCUAGGAGAGCUGGUCAGCGAGGACCCGCUGACCGUCCAGCUGAAGUUCGAACCGUCCGGCCGCCCGUCCAGCCAGGAUGACCAGUACUACCUGUCCGUGAAGGAUAAUGUAUGCGUCGUGUGCGGACGGACCGAGUCGUACAUCAGGAAGAACGUGGUGCCGCACGACUACCGGAGACACUUCCCGCGGGAGAUGAAGGACCACCUGUCGCACGACAUCCUCCUCCUCUGCACUGUCUGUCACCAGCAGACCGGUCACCAUGACAACAGGUUGCGGAACGAGAUUGUCAGGGAGUUCAACGCACCCUUGGGGUCAGAGGACAACGCCAAGUUUCUGGAAGACCCUGCUCGAAGAAAAGCCCGGACGGCGGCUAAGGCUCUGCUUCGUGACGACAACAAAAUCCCGGCUGAGCGAAAAUUGGAGCUGGAGACUCACGUGAAGGAAUUCUACAGCACGGAGGAAGUUACCACAGCUAUGCUCAUGGAAGCCGCGACCCUGGAAACUCGGAUUGAGAACGAGAACUUCGUCCCUCACGCCGAGAAGGUUGUCCGGUCGCUCCUGGAGCGGAGGGACGGACUGAUGCUGUUUGAGAAGCGCUGGCGUCGCCACUUUCUGGACAGCAUGAAACCGCGGUACCUGCCGCCACUCUGGUCCGUGGAUCACAACCACGGCAAACUGGAGAGGAACGGGCCGGUCGGGCACGAUCACAACCACGGCAAACUGGAGAGGAACGGGCCGGUCAGACAGGACAGCCUGGCUGGCGGGGACCAAGCACACGGACUUGAUGGGGACAAUUAAUUUAUCACAGAUUCCCUAGUGAACGGGGAGCCACUCAAGAAACUAAAACGUGAUUUUUGCUCUUAAGCUUCCAGACCACGCAAUGUCUGCAUAUGGACAUACAUGAAGUAAACGGUAUCAAUUUAGAAGCCCGUAUCAGAGGACAAGCCUUAAUGAUGCUUCCAACGUUCAAUCAAUUGUAAAAACAUGUGAUGUUGUAAUAAAAUGAAGAGAGAAAAGAAAGAAAUACUGCUGUUAGUAUCGUCUCCUGAGUAUCAGUCAGGUCAACGAAUUGUGCUAUGAAAUACCAGUAACAGAAAACUACAAGUGUACAGAAUAUGUCUGCCUCGUAUUGUAACCUUUAUUUCACACAACAUUUCAAUACUUUACAUCUAAAAGCGAAUUGAGGUAUCAACUAGACAAAGUUUUGUAAUUGCCGUGCAAGCUGGUCGGUGACGUGAAAGCGUCAUUGAAUAUCCUUGUACAUCGUGUUCUCACAUUGCACACACCUUUCAAGUCCAAAGACUCUCGAUAGUUUUGUUAAAGAGGAAUUAAACUUCUAACAUGCAAUGCAUGUACAAAUGGAU